UUCUGUUUCAAAAAUGGACGCGUCCUGCUCGAGUCAGGCUAACUCUACAAGGUUAAAAUAAAGCUUUGCGGACAGCUGUGCUGUACUUUAAAAGACAUGACAAUAUGGAGCAGCUCCGAGAGAUUCGUUAAGCUCUGCUCUGUUUACAGCAUGUCUCUGAAGAAUGCUUCGGCGUGUCUGCAGAGGCUGCAGAUCUUACACCUGACCCCCUUAAGAAAGAAGCCCUUCAUCAGUGCCAUGCUUACCCAAAACAGACCUCUACACUGUGCCACUCGUCAGCUCCAGUGCAGAAACCUGGACGGUCCAUCUCCAGCCACAUCUGCCACCUCAGCGAGUUCUUUCACGGACAAAACAGCAGAGAAUGGACAGUGUCCUUCUGAACCAGCACACCCGGGCCCUCCACCCCCUCCCACUUGUUGCUGCAUGAGUGGCUGCCAUAACUGUGUCUGGAUUGAGUACGCUGAGCAGCUGCUGAAAUACUACAGUGACGGUGGAGAGAAAGCUCUAGCUGCCAUAGAGGAGAACAUUCAGGAUGAGAACCUCAAGACUUACCUUAAAAUGGAGAUCAGGCUACUCAAGAGGCCUUGAUUUCCCCCCCCUUUAACCCUCUACAAGACUGUUGAUUUCUCUCUUUUUAAAAUGCUGUUGUGGUUUGAGAAGGCGUAUGCGUUUUAGCUCAGUUUUGCUGGUGAGAUCUUAAAUUUUCCAAGGUCAGAAGCUUUUGCAUCCUUUUAAAACAGUGCACUGUCGACCUUUGUGAAUUUGUGACCACCUCUGACCAUGUUAGAUAUACAGAAAGUACUGUAGAAUUUUUUAGUCAGAUAGACUUGCUUUUAGGAGCUCUGACCAAGUUUUAUUUAUAAAAUAAUCCAGUUAGUUUACAGUUCAAGAGAUCUUAACACUCCAGGUGGCCCAACCUGUAUUAUGCACUAGGGUCAGUCGUUAAGCCUUGCCUUGGACCAGAUUGCAGUUCCAAUGGUAAAUCAUCAUUUUAUUCUAAGCCUAGACUAAAUCUGGUUUUAGGAAGCCAGCCCUAUAUGUCCAAAUGUUUGUAGAGACCUGUUUCUCCUACAUUUCUGUAGAAAUCAGGGGUAUUAAAGGCUAAAAGACUAAAGUUGCUAACAAACACUAGAAGUCAAUAGUCACCCAAAUCCUUUCUGUAAAUAUAUGCCAAAAACUUGCACAAAAUGCGCAUCAUUCAUCAGUAUAAUGGUGAAUAAUUUUGUUCUUGAGAAAGGUCCCAUGAAAAAGUCUACAUCAGAUUCAUGAUGUGUUCUUAAACUGCGCAGUUGUUUGCAGCUUCAUGCUGUUGAGGAUGUGCAGAUUCUGAUGUUAUCAAAGAGCAAAUCCCAAAUAAGAAAAAUUGAGUGCAUUUAAAUGCUCCAAAUAAUCUGAUAACUGCAGAAAAUCAGAUUUUGUCAGUAAUCCAAUCAAUGUAUUUAUAUACACUUGAGUAAUCAGAUAAUUGGUCAGACAAUAAUCAGCCUUCUGCUUUGCGACCAGAAAAUAAACUUCCAGAGGAAGACAUGAUGUAAACGUAAAGGUAAACUCUUUUUAAUUUAAAACUUUUUUUUAAACAUCAUGCCACUUUAUCUGAAAAAAUGGACAUACAUCAUUUAGAAGAUGAAGAAUAUUUAAAUCACUCAUUUCAUCAAGCCGUAGUUGUUUUCAGCAUCACUUCAAAAGUGUUUUGCUGCAUCUUGUAGCAAUGCUUCUUGCUUAUUUUCAGUACCGCGGUCUGUUUUCACACAUGCUCAGACUGAGAAAUCUGUAAGAAAUCAGAAUAAGAAUUUACAUGCAUUGAGAAAUCCAGUUAAUGAGCUAAAAUCCAGCUCUCUUUAUUGGAUUUCCUAAUCAAAUUUCUAGACCAUACCCUGAUCUAAGAAAUAGGAGUAUGCUGUUUACAUGACCAUUUUGAAUAAUAAUAAUGAAUUUUAUUUGUAACGCAAUUUACAUUUUAAGCAAAUCUCAAAGUGCUAUACAGUAGAACCAUUUCAAUGAAAUCAAAGGGGGGUGCUUUAUACCCCAAUGAUGCUUGGCAUUGGGCAAGGCAGUGCAUCAGCAAUGGGUGCUCCUUAAAGUGGCUGAAUUCACUCAUUAGAAGGGUUUUCUGAAUACAUGUGAACAUAAAUAAGUUAUGCAGACAUAUAAUCCUAUGGUGGACAUCUGCUAAUGGAGUUUCUCCGUUGAAACCCCUUUGUUUGGUUCAUAUUAUUUCUAAUAUAGUUAUGAAGUCUGUGUGGUCUGUAAGCAUUUCAGUAUUAAGUCCAGUCAUGUUACACUCCAGAGAAGAGUUGUCAUUGGUGAAAGGAAGCAGUUAUGCAUACUUGCGGGGAUCUUGAAUGGAUAAUGUCUCGGGGAAAUGGGUGGAACCAAAACUGCAGUUAGUCUGCACUCCUUACAUUCUGCAUGGUCUUAGGCAGUGGAUGCACAAGCAUUUUCCUUGUUUAAGAAAACUUCAAAGCACAUUUUUAUUUGUAAUUUAUAUAUGGUUUAAUACUUUUAUGAUGACUAACUUCACACAUACUAUUUAUGCUGAUUCACUUCUGAUACUUAAAUCUGCUACAUAUAUGAUAUCAAGGAAACUGAACUUCUGAUCUCAGCUCACCAGAACAGAGGAACUUCCACAGUUACAUGCUCUUUUGCACGGAUGAAAGAAACGCACAAUUUUUAAUGUUAGUUAUAAAUUGUAUUUAUUUAUUGCAACUUUGAUGUGAAGCGAAAAGAUUUGAGUAAAAUAAAGUGUAAUACUGUCUUCUGCCUGUAGAGGGAGUUGGUCAUCAAGAAAGUGGAGAAGAGCUUAGCUGACUGACCUGUCUGACCUUGCUGUUGAUUUGUGGACUUGAACUUGGUGAGGAUGUAUAGAUACACCAGAAAACGAUACUUUGAAGUGCCUAAUUUGUCAAUGAACAUAUGCUAAUACUUAUUAAUUCUAAAACUG
Molecule: messenger RNA, 2941 nt
Organism: Pygocentrus nattereri (red-bellied piranha)
Lineage: Eukaryota; Metazoa; Chordata; Actinopteri; Characiformes; Serrasalmidae
Gene: oxld1
Product: oxidoreductase-like domain containing 1
Exons: 2
Coding region: 97-588 (163 amino acids)
Cellular component (GO): mitochondrion
Source: RefSeq, a predicted model, not a curated record